This is a messenger RNA of Acaulospora morrowiae, 619 nucleotides long. The record is from the annotation of a GenBank genome assembly. Lineage: Eukaryota; Fungi; Glomeromycota; Glomeromycetes; Diversisporales; Acaulosporaceae.
AUCACCCACCAACAAUCGACAGCGACGUAAGUGUAAAGAGAAUGUGGCAAAUUACAGAGUGGUGAUGAACGAAAAUGGUGAAUAUCGAUUGGUGAUGAGAGAGAAAGAAAACGUCGAAGACCUUCAAGGUGGUCCGAAGUUAGAUGGGAAUGUAAAUAAGAUGAAUAAGGAUAAAGAAGAAAGUGGUGAGAGGCGAAAAAGUAAAAAAUUUUUGAGACACAAAUCAGGUGGCAACUACACAAAACCUUCAUUUUUCGGUUUGUUGAAACCUUACCAUCAUGAUUCGAUACCUACCACCUCUUCAACUUCCCACACCGAAUCUUACCAAGAUCUCCCCUAUUGUUAUUCUUACGAUGAUGAACCGUCUCACCAAGAACCGGGUCCGUUUUCACAAAGUCACGGCGCCAGCAAUAAAAAAAGAAAUAAUAAACACGAAUUGAGAAGGCAUUCAGCGGGUUGUGGAACCAUUGAUUUUGAAGAGUUUAUUGGAUCAUUGAACAUCAAGAGCGAAGACCUAGAAGAUAGAUUGCAAUGGUUAUUCCGAUUUUACGAUCAGGACAGCGACGGACUGAUCACGCGUGAUGAGAUGUUACAAAUUAUGUAUGCCAUAUAUAAUUGA